AUGACGUCCAAACACUAUUUUUUACGUCACGUGGCAUGCCACAGUAAUCCUAACGUAACAUCAGUCGUUUGUGAAGUGUGCGGUAAAACUGUGACAUCAAAAUCAAGCUUAAGAGAUCACAUGAUGAUUCACACGGGCGAAAAACCAUUUGAGUGUAAAGUAUGUGGGAAAAUGUUUAAUAAAGCCCGCUUAUUAAAAAUUCACAUAAGAAUUCAUACCAAGGAAAAGCCACACGUUUGUGAUAUCUGCGGCAAAGCAUUUUCUCAAAGAUCAACUUAUAGGUAUUCAUCAUCUAUAGAGGGUCAAACAUGCAAAGAAGAAAUGGAAUGUAUUGGAACAAUAAGUUGUAUUAAAUGUAAAAGUACAUUUGAUACAAAAUCAUCAUUUUCGAAACAUUUUCGGAAGUGUACAGGAUCAAGAUUGAUACCUUGCGAGAUAUGUCAAAAGAAGUUUAAAAGUAAUACAGAAAAAAUGUACCACGUAAACAGAGCGCACGAUCCAUCUAGGACUACUUUUGCGUGUACGAUUUGCGAUAAAACAUUUGUGACUCAAAUAGGAUUUAAACAUCACGUGUGUAUCCUACAUGUAACCCAAUUCAAGUAUGGCUGCACAGAGUGCGAUAGAAAAUAUAAUCUUAAGAGUAGCUUGGAUCAUCAUGUAUCAGUUGAGCAUAAAGGUAUUAGGUAUCAAUGUAAGGAAUGCGGAAAAUCGUUUACAGAUAAAAACUAUUUGAAGAAACAUGCUGUUACACAUAAAGAAGAUUAUGUUCCGAACAUUUUUAAAUGUACAGUGUGUGACAAAAGUAUGACGUCCAAACACUAUUUUUUACGUCACGUGGCAUCCCACAGUAAUCCUAACGGAACAUCAGUCGCUUGUGAAGUGUGUGGUAAAACUGUGGCAACAAAAUCAAGCUUAAGAGAUCACAUGAUGAUUCACACGGGCGAAAAACCAUUUAAGUGUAAAGUAUGUGGGAAAAUGUUUAAUAAAACCCGCUUAUUAAAAAUUCAUAUAAGAAUUCAUACCAAGGAAAAACCAUACGUUUGUGAUAUCUGCGGCAAAGCAUUUUCUCAUAGACCAGCAUUAAGUACUCAUAAUCGAGUACAUACUGGUGAAAGACGUUUUGUUUGCGUAAUAUGUAAUAAACGAUUUACCACGAAAUCAAUAUUAAAAGCUCAUUCGAACCGGUCUCAUGGUGAACCGUUGAGUUCUACAAAAUUAUAA
Molecule: messenger RNA, 1221 nt
Organism: Onthophagus taurus
Lineage: Eukaryota; Metazoa; Arthropoda; Insecta; Coleoptera; Scarabaeidae
Source: RefSeq, a predicted model, not a curated record